Thermochaetoides thermophila DSM 1495 is the source of this 231-nucleotide messenger RNA. RefSeq lists its product as uncharacterized. The transcript is spliced from 2 exons. Lineage: Eukaryota; Fungi; Ascomycota; Sordariomycetes; Sordariales; Chaetomiaceae. The record is from RefSeq and is a predicted model, not a curated record. Bases 1 to 231 code for a protein of 76 amino acids.
AUGCCUUUCACUCUCUUGUCUCCCAGCACCAGUUACCGAUGGGUCUUCACGACCAUCGAAUUCCUCUUCACCGUCAGCAUCAGCACCUUGAGCGGGAACAACAAUUGGCGCGAUGCUGAGGGAGAAGGCGAUCGCAAGGGCACCAAGAACAGACACCACCAAGCAGAGGUGCGCAUUCUUCAGAGUGAGUUUGUCCUGACCGCUCUGCUCUUCGUCAUGACUAUUCCUUGA